UGUGCUCAGCUAACCUGGUCAUUCUAAAAAAAAUAAAGUGGUGAAUACAAGAAAGAAUUGUGACUGGAUUGCCAAUCUACCGGUCAGUUGGAAAAUUAGGUUGGAUCAGUAGCUCUUGAGGGUUGGUUGUGGAAUUAGCUCAUCAUGGCUUUGGUUUUUAUAUCUUGACACUCUUCUCUUUUGUGAUCUCAUUGAUCUGCCUAAAGAUGAAGCAAACGAAAGUGGAAACUGGAGAUGUCUGUGGAAAGAUAACACAGUCAAUACCCCCACCCCCUCCCCCUCCCCCUCCCCUUCCAAGGUUCUGGGUUCGGAAGAAGGUUACUGAGAGUGUGACAAAGCAAGAGAUUGCAAAGUUUUGGAGGAAAAAGCUUACUGAGGAGGAGGAUCACUUCCUUGCUGCUAUCAAGGCUGCUGCACGUAUCAGAGCUAGAAAUCUCUCUGAGGAUGGCUAUAAGCAAUUUGAAGAGUCGUUGAAGGAUGAUGAUGGUGCUAAAGAGAACGACACUACAAGCCUCAAUAGCGGCAAAGAUACCAGGAACAAGGAAGUGCGUGUGGGAAUAAAGGACUGGUGGACAAAGAGCAAAUAUGCAUACUUGAACCAACCCGCCAUCAAGUCCAAGGAUCCUCCGGAAAGAAGAUCUUCCAGUUACACUCCCAAUUAUUUUUCUUUUAAGCCCACAACUCCCCUGUAUCCUACCUCCUUAGGUGUUUUUUAGUCCCAUUGGUGUUCCUCUCUCAAUUAGAUUGCCUGAUUUUGUUGAAGCUGGUUGGGAUGGAUGAUUUGUACUUUUUUUUUUUUUUUUUGAGAUUUGUUUGUCCUGCAGUUGCUGUGACAAUGCUUGAACUCCAGCUGAUGGUUGGGAAUUGUACAACACCAAAACCAUCGUGAGAUGCGUUACUUCUGAAUAAAUGUGCUUUCAGACACUCCUUUUAAGUUA
Populus trichocarpa (black cottonwood) is the source of this 938-nucleotide messenger RNA. RefSeq lists its product as uncharacterized. The record is from RefSeq and is a predicted model, not a curated record. NCBI's taxonomy places the organism in Eukaryota, Viridiplantae, Streptophyta, Magnoliopsida, Malpighiales, Salicaceae. Bases 207 to 716 code for a protein of 169 amino acids. The transcript is spliced from 3 exons.